Messenger RNA from Camelus dromedarius (Arabian camel), 933 nucleotides. Its product is annotated as olfactory receptor 52B4-like. NCBI's taxonomy places the organism in Eukaryota, Metazoa, Chordata, Mammalia, Artiodactyla, Camelidae. Gene Ontology annotation, cellular component: plasma membrane. Gene Ontology annotation, molecular function: G protein-coupled receptor activity; olfactory receptor activity. Gene Ontology annotation, biological process: G protein-coupled receptor signaling pathway. The record is from RefSeq and is a predicted model, not a curated record.
AUGACUACCUUAAACCACACUGGUGUUAGCCACACAGUCUUCUGUUUGCUGGGCAUCCCCGGCCUUGAGGAUCAGCACAUGUGGAUUUCCAUCCUAUUCUUCAUUUCCUAUGUCUCUACCCUAUUUGGAAACAGUCUGCUCAUCAGCAUUAUCCUCACGAAGCGCAGCCUCCACGAGCCCAUGUACCUCCUCCUCUGCAUGCUGGCCGGAGCAGACCUUGUCCUCUCCACGUGCACAGUACCUCAGGCCUUGGCCAUCUUCUGGUUCCGUGCUGGGGAGAUCUCCCUGGAUCGCUGCAUCACUCAGCUUUUCUUCAUCCAUUCCACCUUCAUCUCUGAGUCAGGGAUCUUGCUGGUGAUGGCAUUUGACCGCUACAUUGCCAUAUGCUACCCACUGAGAUACACCACUAUUCUUACACACGCACUGAUUGGAAAAGCUGGUGUGACUAUCUUUCUGAGAAGCUAUGGCACAAUUUUCCCCAUAGUAUUUAUUUUGAAAAGAUUGACUUUCUGCCAGAAUAAUAUUAUUCCACACACCUUUUGUGAGCAUAUUGGCAAAUGUAAUGACAUUCGAGUGAACAUCUGGUAUGUGUUUUCUAUCCUAAUGUUCACAGUGGUUUUAGAUGUUACGCUAAUUUUUGUUUCCUACGUGCUGAUUCUCCAUGCUGUCUUUCACAUCCCAUCCCAAGAUGCGCGUCAGAAGGCUCUCAACACUUGUGGCUCCCACGUCUGCAUCAUUAUCCUGUUUUAUGGGCCUGCAAUCUUCACAACCUUUACUCAGAGGUUUGGACGCCAUGUUCCACCUCAUAUCCACAUCUUGUUGGCUAAUGUCUGCAUUCUGGCUCCACCUAUGCUGAAUCCCAUCAUUUACGGGAUCAAGACCAAAGAAAUCCGAGAGCAGGUGGCUCACAUGCUGUUUAUAAAGCAGAAAUAA